AGCCCCGGUGCCGGGAUUUGAUGCCGGGAGCCGCGCGGGAAGCCCCGGUGCUGGGAUUUGAUGCCGGGAGCCGCGCAGGGCCUGGGGACCCGCGGCCGCUGAUGACCGCGGAGGCAGAGUCUGCGGCGGGAGCGGCCGCUGCGGGGACCGGCGGGGCGCGGGUUUGACCCGGCGCCGCUUCCCCGGAGGGAAGGGGUGCUGAGCCUAGCGCGUGCUUUCCUCGUCACCUCGCAAAUACAUGCCACCGCCCCAGUCUCCACUCUGCUCAUUCUGAGCUGCUAGGACCACGCCCUCCUCCAUCACCCCUGGGUUUUGUUUUCUUUCCCAGCAUAGAAUCGCACAGUGUAGGUAAAAGAGCUUAAAGCGAUUUGGAUUUACAUUAUUUUAAACCUAGCACUGAGAAGGGCACGACGUCCUCUCCUUGGCAGUUUGUUAGUGGCAGAGUCGAGAAUUGAACUCCGCUCUCCUAAUUCCAUCAUUAGGGCUCUGUCCAGCACCACAUUUAAGCCUAGGCCCUCUUGUGAGACUAAGUUCAGGGAGACCCACCAGUGAAAACAGAUAAACAUCUUAAGCCACUUGCAUCCUUUCUUUCUGGAACCUCUUCAUCUCAUUGACAAAACAUAUUAGCAGGAAAAUUGGUAAGUGACAUAAUAGCAACAUUUUCCUGUGUCAAUAAAUAUGUUUAUCCUAACUUCAACUUUAAUGCUGCACUACUGUUCCUAACUUUGUGAAUAUUUUUAUUGGACCAGUGUUCUGUUAUCGGACUCAGGUUAUUUUUUAUUUUUCCAAAGGAGAUAUAAAUUGACAGUUGUUCAGUAGAAAACUUGUUUACACUCAAGUUAGAAAAACUGUGAUCAUUUCACAACUUUAGACGUUUCCUCCACCUGUGGGUUCCUAGACUGUGCUAGUCUUGGGGCCAUUUCUGCACAUGGGUGUGUGUCUGUCUUGCUAGGUACUUGUAAGAGCUGCUGCACUAGCCAGACCUCUCACGACUCCAUUCCCCAUUCUUCCUCAUUCAGCUCUGCUUUCACCUCUCUUGGCCCUUUCUCGAGAGCACCUGAAAAUGAACAAAUUCCAGAAAUCGGUUUCCUUCAGGGACCUGACUGUGAACUUCACCCAUGAGGAGUGGCUGCAGCUGGGCCCUGCGCAGCGGCUCCUCUACCGGGAAGUGAUGCUGGAGAACUACAGCAACCUCAUUGCAGUGGGGAUACAUAUUAGCAAGCCAGAUGUGAUCUUCAAGUUGGAGCAAGGGGAAGAACCAUGGAUAAGGGACGAAUUCACAGAAAAUGAAGGUGCCUUAGAGAAGGACACAGAAAUCCAAGACAAACAUUUGAAGCAAAUUGUAUUCAACAAUGAAACAAUGAUUACAGGAAAAAAUAAUGUAUUUGGGAACACAUUUACUCUGGGCAUGAAUAUUGUUCCCUCAAGAGAAGUACUUUAUAAAUGUGAUUCAGGUGGAAACUGCUUGGAAACAAAUUCAGAAGUAAUUGUAAAAGAAAGCAAAGAAAAUGCAGAGGUUCCCGAUGGGCACAGUGGGCGUGAGAAGCCGCUACUCCAUGCUAAUCAUGAGAAAAGUCAUUCAGGAAAGAAAAAGCCCAAAAGUAACCAGAGGAGGGGGGUCGGAAGUCAAGAUGGAGCUGUUCUGCUGCACCCGAACAGUGAGGCUUUGAAACAGCCUCUCACCCAUGAGAAACCCGGGGAGUCCUUGCAGCAGCCAGCUGGCUCUGCACAGACGGAGAGACCUGCUGAACGGAAGUCAAACGAGUGUGAGGACUGUGGGAGAAGAUUCUCUAAGAGGUCCACCCUGGUUGCCCAUCAGAGGAUCCACACGGGGGAGAAGCCAUAUGCUUGCAGUGAUUGUAGGAAAACGUUCCGUGUAAAGACAAGCCUCACGCGGCACCAGAGAAUUCACACUGGAGAGAGACCCUACGAAUGCAGCGAGUGUGCGAAAACCUUCAUCGACAAGUCUGCCCUCCUCGUGCAUCAGAAAAUUCACGGAGGGGAGAAAUCCUAUGAGUGCGAAGAGUGCGGCAAGACUUUCUUCCGGAAGUCAGCCCUUGCGGAGCAUUUUAGGUCUCACACGGGGGAGAAGCCUUACGAAUGUGAGGAGUGUGGGGACGCCUUCAGCAAGAAAUCUUACCUCAUCGUACAUCAGAGAACUCACAGGGGAGAGAAGCCAAAUGAGUGUAAAGAAUGCGGGAGAACUUUCUUCUGCCAGUCGGCUCUGACGGCACACCAGAGAAUCCACACCGGGGAGAAACCCUACGAGUGCAGCGAGUGUGAGAAAACCUUCUUUUGCCAGUCAGCCCUCAAUGUGCAUCAGAGGAGCCACACGGGGGAGAAGCCCUACGAGUGCAGUCAGUGUGGCAAGUUCUUGUGUACCAAGUCGGCCCUCACCGCACACCAGGCCAUUCACAGAGGAAAGAAGUCCUACGAAUGCAGUGAGUGUGGGAAGCUCUUCUACCACAAGUCCACACUGGCCAUCCAUCAGAGCACUCACACAGGAGAGAAGCAGGAGGCGCUCAGCCAGUGUGACGGCACGUCCUCCGUGCAGUCCGACUGCAGUGAACGCGAGAGUGUGAGCACAGAGGAGAACGCGGAGUGUCCCGAGCCGGAGCAUGAAGUCAGCAAAAGCCCGCCCCUCUUACUAGGUCGGAGGACUAUCUGGGACAAGCCCUACGAAUGCAGUGACUGUGGGAGGGCCUACUGCAGGAAGUCAGCUCUCACACACCAUCAGAGGACACACUCGGGUGAGAGGCCCUACGAGUGUAACGAGUGUGGGAAAACCUUCUCCCAGAAGUUUUCCUUUAGCGAACAUCAGCGGACUCACACCGGGGAGAAGCCGUAUGAUUGUAAGGAGUGCGGGAAAACCUUCUGCCACAAGUCAGCCUUCAGAGUACACCAGAGGAUUCACACAGGAGAAAAACCCUAUGAAUGUAAUGAAUGUGGGAAAACCUACCGCCGGCUGUGGACACUCAAUGAACACCAGAAAAUACACACGGGGGAGAAACCGUAUGAAUGUGACAUAUGUGAGAAGACAUUCCGCCACAAAUCAAACUUCCUUUUACAUCAGAAAACCCACAAGGAGUAGGCUCCAAGAAAGCCACAAGCAAUUCACCCAGCGCUAAACCAGUGUGUAGAAGAUUGUAGUGGUAUCAGCUGAAGGAAUUGGGAAUUUUUCCUGUCAAGUCAGAGAGCUCACAAAAGAUGAGAAAUACAGUCUGUUUAGUAAAUGUGGUGGAACAUUCGGUGUAAACCAUGAAAAUGCUCAACACCAUUUCAAACACAUUGCCAAGUGUGCCUCCCCUUCAAAUAUGAAGCAUGUUAUUUAGUUUUAAUUGUUGAUUGUUAUCCAUUCUUGGUAGUGUAUGUUAUUUAGUUUUAAUUGUUGUUAUCCAUUCUUGGUAGUGGAUGCUGGUUCCCAAAUGUGAGGACCUAAUCUUACUUCAUUCCAAACCAGUAUCACUUAUUCCUCUGGAGACUGAAUAAUUUGCAACUUACGAAUUUACAGUGUAUUGAAAUCUCAGCUUGGUUUUUGCUUUCUAUCUGUCUCCAUUGUCUAAUGACAGUCCCCCGUCCCUGUGUCUGCAAAGGUGACCAGAGGGCUGGCCAUGGCCACCCAGUCCUGCCUGUGAUCAGUGUAACGCUGGAGCCUUUGAUGCAGCUGAGCAAAUGGAAACCCUUCCUAGGACGCUUCUAAUGAAAGAGGGCUCAGGAUAGCUGGGGUGUGAGCCCCACACUUCCAGCAAGUCAAGAAAACAGUUGGCAGUAGGGAAGAAACAGAGUUGAACAGCAAAAAGUUAGAAUCCAAGAGUGUUUCAUGUCUGAUCUUAGUAUCCCAUAAUAUCUACACAUCCCUGUUGUGUCUGUGGUUUGAGUAUAUCAGUAUGUUUUCAAAGGCCUCUUGGAUUAUCUAAUAAGCAUGUUUGUAGAGGUAUCCUUUGAAAUUCCUCUGAGAAACACAGGAAGGGCCUCUGUAAUGCUAAUUAGAAAUGGUGCCUCACACCUCUAAUCCUAGCUACUCAGGAGGUGAGAUCUGAGGAUUGAGGUUUAAA
This is a messenger RNA of Perognathus longimembris pacificus (Pacific pocket mouse), 4055 nucleotides long. RefSeq names its product zinc finger protein 334 (gene Znf334). The record is from RefSeq and is a predicted model, not a curated record. NCBI's taxonomy places the organism in Eukaryota, Metazoa, Chordata, Mammalia, Rodentia, Heteromyidae. Bases 1064 to 3091 code for a protein of 675 amino acids. Gene Ontology annotation, molecular function: DNA-binding transcription repressor activity, RNA polymerase II-specific. The transcript is spliced from 4 exons. Gene Ontology annotation, biological process: negative regulation of transcription by RNA polymerase II.